AUGACCGAUUAUAUGGCUCAAAUGCUCAAUGAAUUGAUGGGUUCGCAAAGAGAUGCGAUGCCCGGCGAACAGAAAGAGUUGGAAUUUAGUGAUCCGAGCGUUUGUACGGAUUUCCUUGUGGGGUUUUGCGUACAUGAUUUGUUUCGGAAUACAAAAAAUGAUUUGGGAUUUUGUCAAUAUGUAAGUUUUUUUUAGAAAAAGAAAAAUCUUAUAGAAAAUGACAAGUUUCAGACAAUCCAUGACGAAAGUUUGAAAAGAAAAUAUGAGAAAAGUGAUAAGCGGGGAAGAUUGGGAUUCGAACGCCGAUUCCUUGAAAGAAUCCAACGAAUCAAUGAUGAUUGUCAGCGAAAAGUUUUGCGAAACAUGGAUCGAUUAAAUGUCACACAAGGCGAAAAUAAAGUAUCGGAAGAGGUUUUCGCGAAAAAAUUGGAGGAGUUAAAUGUGCGAAGAGAAGCUAUAAGCAAUAAAAUAGAUGGUUUGAUGAAUGAAGCACAAAUUCAUGGAGAAUUAGGAAAAGUUGAAGCAGCUCAAGCUGCUGUUGACAAAGCUGAUCGGGCAAAACAAGAGCGAGAUGAAUUGGAUAAUGAAGAAACGAAAAUAAAAAAUGAAAGGGCUCGCGCACUAAGUAUGGAAGAAAGUGUAACAAUGGGAAAUCGACAAAUGCAAGUUUGCCAAGUUUGCGGAUGUUUUAUGCUUCAAAAUGAUGCGCAACAAAGAAUUGAUGAUCACAUCACUGGAAAAUUGCAUAUCGCAUAUCAAACAAUUCUUGAUAAUAUUGAACGAUUAGCAAAGGUUAGUCAAAAACUGGUUAUAAAUUAUUCCAAUAAAGAAAUUCAGGAAAUCGACGAUUUUCGUUCAAAACGACGUGGAAGUUCUGAAAGAGAAGAAAGACGGAGAGAUGAUCGGAGAAGAAGUCGAAGUAGAAGUCGAGAUAGAAGUCACCGACAUGGAAGUAGUAGUAGAAGUCACGGACAUCAUUAUCAUCAUCGAAGUGAUCGACGAGUAAGAACAUCAGCCCCUUUCUCUUGUUUUCAAAAUAUUAGCAAUUUCAGUCGCAUCGCCACUAA
This is a messenger RNA of Caenorhabditis angaria, 1067 nucleotides long. The record is from the annotation of a GenBank genome assembly. Lineage: Eukaryota; Metazoa; Nematoda; Chromadorea; Rhabditida; Rhabditidae.